Messenger RNA from Papaver somniferum (opium poppy), 1170 nucleotides. RefSeq lists its product as uncharacterized. The record is from RefSeq and is a predicted model, not a curated record. Lineage: Eukaryota; Viridiplantae; Streptophyta; Magnoliopsida; Ranunculales; Papaveraceae. The transcript has 3 exons. The coding region runs from base 1 to 1170 and encodes 389 amino acids.
AUGAGGGCUAAAAGGGUUAAUGAAUUCCUAAUGGGCAUUAAGGUUGACAUGUCAAAUGCGUUUGACAGGGUCGAGUGGAAUUUUAUGUUAGAUGUCAUGAGAAAAUUUAAUUUUUGUGAGGAGUGGUGCAACCUGGUAAACCAGUGCUUAAGCACUGUCUCUUCUUCAGUGUUGGUUAAUGGUGUAACGGGGUACCAAUUUGUCCCUUUUAGAGGCCUUCGGCAAAGCGAUCCUCUAUCGCCUUACCUCUUUAUAUUGUGUUUGGAAGUGUUUUCUAGAGUUAUAUCCAAUGUUGAGGAUUCUAAUGUUAUUCAUGGGAUAAAGAUGGGGUUUAAUGCUCUAUCAAUAUCCCAUCUUCUUUUUGCGGAUGACCUUCUAGUCUUUUCUUCUACCAACUUUCUAGAAGGCGAGAACAUUUUGAAACUCUUUACUAAUUUUAGUAAUGCAUCCGGGCAGUUAAUAACUUUUGAAAAGUCGGGGAUAUUUUUUAGUACCAACUCUCACCAAGUCACUAUUGAUAGAGUCAGCAAUACUUUGGGAGUUCGUACAAUAGCCCUGAAUGAUAAAUACUUAGGUUCACCCUUGUUCACUCACACUUCUAAAGUGAAUUCUUUUCAAAAUGUGAUUUUCAAAGAUGCGAUGUUGGCUAAGGUUACUUGGAGACUAGUAAAAUUCUCUAAUACUUUGUUGGCGCAAGUAAUGAAGCACAAGUACUAUUCCUAUCAUAGCUUGCUCAACAGUGAGAUACAGUGUCCUGCGACAGCAUCAUGGGGGUGGAAGAAUAUAAACAAACAAAUGCCGAAAGUUCGAAACAACUCAGUUUGGGUGGUGGGAAAUGGUAAAAUGAUCAGAAUUUGGGAGGACUUAUGGUGUGCUGAAGUGGAAGAGGGGAAAAGGAACAUCACUAAGUUGCAAUUCUGCUUCCAAACUGAAAUGGCGGAAAUGGUUAGUAUAAUAAGCAUCAGUAAGGAUAGAGAGGAUCAACUGGUUUGGAAGUUGGAGACUAAGGGAAAGUUCACCACUAAAUCCCUUUAUAACCAAAUUGUUACAACAGGUCAACAAGUGCAACAACAUGAAAGAGAAACCUUGAGAACGGUCUGGAGUUUGAACACAAUGCAGGAUAAAAACGUUUCUAUGGAAAUGUCUCCACGAGAUCCUGUCGCUCAAUGA